UCCCAUUUUACCCUGACCCCGUGAAAAGCCUCUGUUUCAGGAAGCUGAACGGAGCCUACUGCUCUCUGGCUGACAGCCUGAGCCGUCCUUGACCUUCCCACAGCCCAGAGCCUGUCGAUCUGCUGCUCUGGAGGCCCAGAGGUCGUCACCUCUCCCAUUGCCCAUCCCCUGGAGGGAGUCUAGGAAGAGUACUUGAAAGCAGUCUUUCGGGCCAGCUGUUCUCGGGGGGACACCUGGGGACCUCCUCCUACUCACCCCCAACCUCACCCCCACCCCAAGCCCCAACACUCGGGACUUCCUGUGGCCUCUUUUCAGAGCUGCGGGCGCCAGCCCUGAAGGGACCUGGGUCAUGGCGGGCCUCACAGCAGAACCUCUUCUUGGAGUUCGGCCUGUCAGAGAGCCAAGUGGAGACUUUCUCCGGGCGGGAAUGGGGUGGCCCUGGGGUUUGACCCCACCCCUGCCCUCCCUACACCCCCCAGCUGAGAAAUUUCACAGAGCGCAGCUUGGGAACCCAAACCUGUCUUUUUACACCCACAAAAACUGAGGCACAGAGGAGGCAAGCAUCUGGCCCAGGCCUCACAGCAUGGUAGGGACCCACCACGGGCCGCACCCCAUCACUAAGCAGCACCCAAGGUCACAACCAACCAGCACUAAGUAGGGAGAUCAAAUGACACUGCUCCUCUGGUCUCCCACGCACACACCAGCCCCUCAGGGGACAGAAGCCAGCUCUGCACCUGCUCCCGUCGGCACAUGAAUGCACCCGCCCCCUGCACCUGCCCAUGGAGAAGCCCAAAGUCAAUCCACACGGCUCUUUCUUGACCCUGUUCUCUCCAGACAAGACCAGGGGGAACCAAGACUUCCCGCUGCAGAUGGGGCUGCAGACAGAGGAGGAUGGGGGUUGGGCCUGCUCCCGCAAGGCCAAGUGCUCUGACCCUCUGAGCCUCAGACUCCCCUCUCCCCCUGCAGAGGGGCAGUAUUCUAGCCCCUUCCUCAGGUUGAUGGGGGACAGUAAGUGUCCAUGAGGCCGUCUCUAUUCCCCCUGUGAAUGGCGGGGUGGUUCUCCACACCCCCCAGCACCCACAGGCAAAGGUGACGGAGGUCAGCGGGGGUGAGGGCCCCGGAGACUGGGGGAACGCCUCUGUGCUUGGUCCCCAGCCUCGCCGGAGCAGCCGGCUCGGGACAACGGCAGGGUGGCCUAGCCUCACUCGGCACCUGCUUCCCUUAUCCCCCUGCUCACUCUCAGUGGAGGGGAAAUCUAGGCCAAGAGAGGAGUAGGGGGCCUGGCUGGGCUGUCUUCACACCCUCUGCUGGUCUCCCCACAGGUGCUCCGAAGACACGGUGCUGGGUCACCAGGCGUGGGGACGUGGGCUCCUGGGGCUGCAGGAUGCUGGACCAGUCAGAGUGCUGGCGCCCACAAGCAGGUGCUCCCCCUGUGACGGGCGCCUGCCUCCCACCUUGGCCAGUGCCCGGAGAACACUCUGUAGCGCUCUCUGCCCGACCGGGAACUGCAUCUCGGCUUAGCCGAGCCGACCCUCGCUCCUGAAGCAGACCCCGGGGUCGCUCUGUGAUCAGACGCAGCGCAGGCAGAGCGAACAGCCGUGGGGUGAGCACCCCAAGUCGUGAGCGAGGUGUCCAGUCAGUGGCCAUGCCCGGACCAGAGGGAUCCUGCAGAAACACGUGGCCCGCAACGCAGCCCCCCCACCCCCCGACCCCGCUCCGCCAUGGGGACGUGCGGGUGAUGACGUGGGAUGCUCCCCGCACUGAUCUGUGAGCCCACCUGGGGAGGAACCGCCCGGGAACCAGCGCCUGGGGAGUGACGGACGCCGUGUUCCCCACUGUGGGUGCCGGUGGUGCAGAGAGCCACUGCCAUGACCUUGACGACUCUCCCAGCCCUUGCCGAGCCCUACCCUGGGCUAAGGGCCUCACCACCGAGCCCCGUCACCAUGGCCACUCUCCGCUGAGGCUCAGAAAGCGAGGCCCUGCCAGCCACCCAGCGGACAGCCAGUGCGUUUUGAAAACCUUGGCCGGUGGGUCCGUCCUUCCCCGAAUGGGAGUCGGGCACUGAGCUGGGCGCUGGGGUUGUGGGAAACACCGAGCUUCCUUUUUUGUCCCUUAAGCGGGCUCCACACCCAGCAUGGGACCCCACGGGACCGAGAUCGAGAGUCAGACGCUGAACCAGGCGGCCCCACUCAGCUUCCCUUCUCAGGAAUAAAUGGACUGUGGUACAGGGGACACGGGCCAGGGGGCUCCGAACCCCUUCCGCAUUCCCCCUCGUAGGAAGCAGCCCUCCCUCGUGAGGCCCACGGCCACGCCACCCAACACAGCUGCCCGCCUGACCGCCCACGGGAGCGGCUGAGCGGGUCGGGCGUGGGUGGGCGAGGGGUGGACACCGCCUCCCCCCAACCCUGCUUCUCCGAAGAGUGAGGCAGACGCGACAAACGCAGGACCGUGAAGGGUAAGGGUGGGUGUGCCAUUCACACCUCUCCCGAGGGACUCGAGGGUCUGUGCCCGCCCUGCGAUGGCUGGCUAACGAUGCUGGCUGCUCCGCUGGAGACCAGGCCUGGGCAAAGGGCAGCCCCCUCGGCUCCCGUCAUCAGACCACAUCCUGUUUGUGUUGGGUCUUUUAUGGAGGCCGGCAGCACUGCCCCCUCCUUCGCCACCAGCGUCCCCAAUGGAAUCCCAGGGUCAGGAAUGUGCGGCAAUCAGACCACAGGGCGGCAAAUCUACCCGGGGGCCUAUAUAAAGCAGGAGGAGCCCGGAGCCGCACCUCCCAGACAGGAGCCCGGAGGCGCCCUGCCCAGCAGCCCUCCUGGGGAGCAGGCCCGCAGCACGAUGAUAAGCCCUUACUGCCUGCUCCUCCUGCCGCUGGGCGCCUGCUUUCCUCUGCUGGGCACAGAAGAGGCCGCCGCGGGUGGCGUCAGAGGCGAAAUGGGCUGGGCCCACCUGCCCGGGGGACACCGAGUCUCCCUCCCACGGGGCUCCCCCCGGCGGCCGAGAGCUCCGCACCCCCUGGGCCCGCCUGUCACGGCCAAGGAGCCGCAGACGUCCGGCAGGCAGAGUGCUGGCUUCAGGGUCCGGUUUGGGAGGCAUGAUGACGGCAGCGAGGCGACCGGCUUCCUCCUGGCGGAUGGCGACAAGGCUAGCGGCCCGUUGGGGACCCUGGCUGAGGAGCUCAGCGGUUACAGCAGGAAGAAAGGCGGCUUCAGCUUCCGCUUUGGCCGGCGGUGAAGGGGCCAGGGCAUCCUGGAAGGGGCUUCUCCGUGGACCCUCCCCGCUGCUGCUUCCAACCCCCCCUGCCCUGUCUUCUCCUCGAGCCCGAAAGACCAGAAUACUAAGAAGGCGUGAGGAAUAUUCUAAUGAGUUCUUAGCAGUAGGAUGGCUUAGGUGGGUGCUUCCUUUUGAUUUCCAACUUGGCUGAGGCCAAAACCUGGACGGGAUCCAAAAAAGGAAGCAAGCCGCAUCCCAGCAAGCACCGCCCUGAUGUAGCCCACAGACCACCGUCUGUUCCAGCCCCCUUCCCGGGGGGUCGGGUCUCAGCAGUCCCCUGGCCGAGAGGCGGCCCGGAGGCUGGGCGGUGUCAGCUGCUCGGUGGACGGGGCUGGGCCAUGAAUAUGAAUAAGCAAAGCUGGCUAAGCCGAAGGCAGGUGGGCUGAUGCUGACAGCGGGGUAGUCAAAGUUUUGACAGUCUCCACGGGGACGUCUGGAGCUGACAUCCAUCCAUAGUGGGCCGUGACAGCGUGUUCCAUCGGGUGUAGCGUGCGGUUCUGGAAGUUAAAAAACAGAAACAGAAACAAUCUUGCUCUCCGUCCCAUUAACACACGAGCCCCUCUGGCAAGAAAACCCCGCUUGUGGUGUCGAGAUGUCGUUCGGACCCGGCUGCCCGUUCCCUUCUGAUACCUGUGCUCGGCGGCGGACCCGUCUGGUGGGAGAUGAAUGGGGCAAGAAUACGGUUUUGCUCUGGCAAGGCUGCCCCUCGAGUGUUCAGGAUAUGAAUGUGCCGUGUGUGUCUUUUGAAAUAAAACUUGUAACUGCAAAACCGUAAUGGGAA
Molecule: messenger RNA, 4048 nt
Organism: Felis catus (domestic cat)
Lineage: Eukaryota; Metazoa; Chordata; Mammalia; Carnivora; Felidae
Gene: QRFP
Product: pyroglutamylated RFamide peptide
Exons: 2
Coding region: 2533-3228 (231 amino acids)
Molecular function (GO): orexigenic neuropeptide QRFP receptor binding
Source: RefSeq, a predicted model, not a curated record